Saccharomyces eubayanus is the source of this 1368-nucleotide messenger RNA. RefSeq lists its product as uncharacterized. Lineage: Eukaryota; Fungi; Ascomycota; Saccharomycetes; Saccharomycetales; Saccharomycetaceae. Bases 1 to 1368 code for a protein of 455 amino acids. The record is from RefSeq and is a predicted model, not a curated record. The transcript has a single exon.
AUGUCAGAAAAGAUAUCUGAAGAAAGACCGAUACGGCUGGCCGUUCUGGGGGGAACAUCUACUGGUAAGACAUCGCUGAUAUCUAGGCUGACAGUCAAUAUAGUUCAUGAGGUUCACUACCCAACAAGAAACCAAACUAACUGGCUUUUUGACUUCGUUCCUACAUCGAUCUUGGCUAGAACUAUAUUAGACGAACAAGCUCAUGAAAGACUUUCCCUUCGCUCCCCAAGCAGCCAAACUCUAGAGCCUAUUUUCCCAUCCCCAGAAGUCUCUAGAAAUGUAUUACUGUCACCAUUAGUAUUUCAAGCAUCCACCGAUAAUUUUCAAGCGGUGAGAUUACAGAAUAAAAGCCAUUCUAAGAGGUCUUUGUCAUUAGAUAAGUCCGAUUCGCCGUUCUACCAGACUUUUUCUAAUGAAAAUCAAGAAACAGAUGUCCUCAAGAAUAACAAAACAGAUAAGUUUAAUAUUGCUAACCAUUUUAAAUUGCCUCUGAAUUACAUUCCUCCUGAAUACACACCUAUCCAAAUUGAUAUUAUUGAUACACCUGGUUUCAGUCCUGAUAGCGUAGUGCCAUUCUUGGAAGUAUCACUUUUCAGGGAUCUAGGAAGAUCCAUUUUGCAUGGGUUAGCAGACGAGCCAAGACAGCCUGUAUCCACCACUUCAUUGUUGGUUGCCUCUGGUGCUUCUGAGUUAAAUGGUAAAAUUGACGGCUAUGUUUUUAUCUAUAGUGCGGUCCCUGAACUAAACCAUGCUGGAGGCCCCCCAGAAUAUGGAGAUGAUGUACUGAGAACAGAUGCGGAGAGAGUUGAUGAUGGUGGAUUUGAGUUAUUAAAAGUAAUCAGAAAUUGCAUUUUGGAUGCUUGGACUGAAUUCCGAAAUUAUGAGAAAAGAUGGGAAGAAGGCAAAGAAGACGACAUAUAUUCAUUGGUUUACAGUUUGAAACAUCUUUGGAGCAAAAAUAACAAAGAAAAGACCGCCAAGAUAGAGCAAUUAAGAUCUUAUAAUACUAAACUGAAAUCCAUUGAACUAGACCCUUCGUCUCCUGAUUCACCGCCACCAUGUAUAAUUGUUUGCUCUCAUGUUAAUCAUGAGUUGGCGAGUCCAAUGCUAAUUGAGAUGGGGAGACAGCUGGCAACGAAAUGGAAGUAUGGGUUUGUGGGUAUAGAUAGCAUGGAUGAUCUCAAUGUUGAUGUGGCCAUUAGUCUGCUCGUCAAGGAACUAUCGGAAAAGAUGAAACUACUAAUCGCAAACCCUGCCGGAAGUGGCAGCUGUUUAAAUUCAACCUACAACCCUCAUUUGAUAAACGACAAGAAGAAAAACAGCACAUCUGGUUUAAACUCAAGUAUGUUUAAAAAAGUUAUUAAAUGA